Molecule: messenger RNA, 1517 nt
Organism: Abrus precatorius (Indian licorice)
Lineage: Eukaryota; Viridiplantae; Streptophyta; Magnoliopsida; Fabales; Fabaceae
Product: UDP-glycosyltransferase 79B30-like
Exons: 1
Coding region: 49-1422 (457 amino acids)
Molecular function (GO): UDP-glycosyltransferase activity
Source: RefSeq, a predicted model, not a curated record
AUGCAGUGAUUACCAGAACCUUUCAACAUCGCAAACACCCAUUGCGCCAUGGAUGCCCCUCCUUUGCACAUAGCAAUGUAUCCAUGGUUUGCCAUGGGGCAUUUCACUCCAUUUCUUCACCUCUCCAACAAGUUGGCAAAGAGAGGGCACAAAAUCUCCUUCAUCAUACCGAAAAGAGCACAAACCAAGAUACAACAUCUCAACCUUCAUCCACACCUUAUAACCUUUGUUCCAAUCACAGUUCCUCACGUUGAAGGCCUUCCUCAUGAUGCUGACACCACUGCAGACAUACCCUUUUCUUUGUUUCCACUUCUUGCCACGGCCAUGGACCGAACAGAGAAACACAUGGAGCAUCUCUUAAGGGAAAUAAAGCCACAAAUUAUUUUCUUUGAUUUUUCAUUUUGGUUACCAAACUUGGCUCAAAGCUUAGGCAUAAAGUGUUUCCAAUACUUAGUAAUUAGUCCUGUAACUGUCGCUUACCUUCAAUCACAUGAAAGACAAAACGAAGGAAGAGACUUUACAGAGUUUGAUCUCAUUGAACCACCUUCGGGUUUCCCUGAUUCUUCCAUCAAGCUUUAUGCCCAUGAAGCUCGAUUCCUUGCUGCCUUUAGGAAAGUGGAGUUUGGAAGUGGUGUUCUAUUCCAUCAUCGUUUUGCAAUAGGUGCAAAAAAUUCACAUGCAAUUGGGUUCAAAGGUUGUAGGGAAAUAGAAGGGCCUUAUGUGGAUUAUCUUGAGGAUAUAUCUGAGAAGCCUGUUUUUCUCUCAGGACCUCUUUUACCUGAGACACCACACUCUACUUUAGAGGAAAAAUGGAUCGAAUGGCUUGGGGGAUUUAAGGCUGGUUCUGUUGUUUUCUGUGAAUAUGGAAGUGAAAGCACUUUGCAACAUAAUCAGUUUCAUGAGUUGUUGCUUGGUCUUGAACUAACUGGUUUUCCAUUUCUUGCAGCACUUAAGCCUCCUAAUGGAUUUGAGUCUAUUGAAGAAGCUUUGCCAGAAGGGUUCAAAGAAAGGGUUCAAGGAAGAGGGGUUGUAUAUGAUGGUUGGGUGCAGCAACAAUUGAUUUUAGGGCACCCUUCUGUUGGGUGCUUUAUAACACACUGCGGGUCAGGUUCUCUGACAGAAUCACUUAUAAGUGAGUGUCAAUUGGUGUUCUUACCGCGCCUAGGUUCUGAUUAUGUCUUCAAUGCACGAUUGUUGAGUAGAUCGUUGAAGGUUGGGGUGGAAGUGGAGAAAGGUGAAGAAGAUGGUUUGUCCACAAAAGAAAGUGUAUGCAAAGCUGUGAAGAGUGUGAUGGAUGAUGGUAAUGAACUUGGACAAGAAGUCAGAGCAAAUCAUGCAAAAGUGAGGAACUUGUUACUGGACGACAAUUUAGAGUCCUUCUAUAUUGAUAGUCUUUGUAAUAAGCUUCAAGCCUUAAUCUAAAUUCUGGGUUUCUUUGGCUGCAAAUGUUAGGAAUAAAUUAACUCAAAAGAGUCAUAUACGUAGGCUUAUCAAGCAUAAGCUAAUUUUAUUUCGUA